Messenger RNA from Plutella xylostella (diamondback moth), 2358 nucleotides. Lineage: Eukaryota; Metazoa; Arthropoda; Insecta; Lepidoptera; Plutellidae. The record is from RefSeq and is a predicted model, not a curated record.
UCGUGUGAAGCACGUGCUAUGAUUAUUUUGAUAAACAAUACGAACUGUUUAUCAAAAGGAGAAGCAUGCAGUAUUCAAGCCAGGUGUUACUAUUCUGAGGAAUCCGGCUUUAGGUAGCCAUGGCAAUCGCUAUACAGCAAUAACAAUACUUGGUUACCAAAAUGAUUAACGAUUGACUGACAGCUUCAUUAGAUUAGCAAACAAAGUGCUUGGUUUCUACACAACUUACAAGAGUAUAUUUUUUAUAAAAUGAGUAAUAGAUUGUUGGUAGAAGAGGAGGAAGAUGUGUUGGCACCGAAGGAACCUCAGGUUCUGUCGGAGGAUCCUGCCGAAAGGAAGGAGGCCCGCGCUCUCAGGAUCAAGAGGAGACAAGAGGCUAUUAAAAGAGCUGACCAGCCCCCAGAGGACGCGGCUGCGGAUGAAGAGCCGAGCCUCAUAGAGCAGGCGACGGCGGCGGCGGCCGAGGAGUUGCAGCGGCUGACGCUAGGGGGCGCUGGCAACGUCACCAACAUCAAGGUCACCACGGACGAGCGCGAGGUCUUCCGACGGGCGAUAUUCAACAAUCGCAUGAGGAGUGCACUAGAGAGGAUUGAGAACGAAGCGACGGAAGCGCAGGAACAUUACGAAGCAGUGACCAGCCAUUGGGGCGAGAUGUCCGAGCUGAAAGACCCUCUAGACAUCGACGCCGCCAUGAAGGAACAGAAAGCCAAGUGCGAUGACCUUCUGGAGAGGAAGAACCAAGUUAUUAGUGAUAUAAAGGAGUUUCUGAAGGACAUGGAUGUGGGAUAUUAUGAGGAUUUGGAUAAGCAGGACCAAGACAUAAAAGAGCUCUCGGAACGCAUAGAGAAGCAGCUCUCUAUGAUGCAGAAGGCCUACGAACAGCAACUCGGCCUGAUAGAGCAAGCUAUAAGCAUCGAGCGGGACGCCAUGAUGGAUCAUAAUAACAAGCGGUGGGAGGCGCUUUAUAAGCAGAGGGAUAAGGAGGAAGUUGCGCAUAUGGAGUUUAAGGAGGAGCAGCUAGAACAACAUAAAGAGGAGAUUGAGAGGAUAAUGUGGGAACACCACGAGAAAUAUCGAGAAGCGAAAAUACACCUGGAGCAUUUGAUACAAGAACUGCAGAAAGAGCUGGAGAAAAUGAAGGCCACCUGCCUCAUCAAUACUGAGAAAAUCGGCUAUAACUAUCAAAUAUUGAAGAAACGCGAAGAAGAGAACGUUUUCGUGAGGUCCCAACAAAAGCGGAAGUUGAACAAGAUGGCGGAUGUGGCGAAUGCUUUGCGCGCGAAAAUACGCAAGGCGGCGCAAGAUGGCGUCCAAGAGGAAAUGCGGGCUGAUGCUGAAAUAUCCAAGCUGAUGCAGGCCAUGGAUGAAUUGGAGAAGAAGUCUUAUCAUUUCUCUCAAGUAAACGACUACAAGUUCAGCCAAGUGUGGCGCAUGUCGGCCGCCCGCUGCUCGUCCUUAGCACGGCGGCUGCGGCAGGCCGAGGUGGCGAUACACGCGCACGUGCUGGCUGAGCCCGCGCCGCCGCCGCCGCCGCCCCCGCCCGUCAGCCCGCUUAAAGUGAAGCAUGAUGCUGAGUCAGAAAAGAAAGCUUCCAAUAUCUCGCAAGCAAUUUCGAAUCCUGAAGCAAAUUUUGGACCCAUUCCCGAUCCUAACAAUGCUUUAGAGAACGAAUGUAAGGACAGACUGGUUCGGCACAUAUUGGGAUUGGUGGCAGACAACACAGGGUUCUUGAUAGAAGAUCGGCUAUUUACACUGAUCGAGAAAUACAAUCAGUGCUCUAGAAACCUGUGCACCUUGGAUGCUAUAUUUAUGGCGUUAGAGAUACGAAGUGAGGAGGACAUACGCCUGCUGUGCCGCACUUUCAUCAAGUACGCGUUUUGCCCCGCGUGCUCCGGCGCCGACAGUAGUGAGGAACUGAUUGAGUCAACUGCUGCGACAAGUGACCAAGAUCUGCCUUCUAUGAAGCAUUCUAGAGGUGAUAAGUCCUCUUUACGCUCUCGCGGCCACGGGCCCGGGAGUGCCUCCGCCAGUCACUCAAGAUCUAUGCAUGCCAUAAAUCGGUCAGACUUGACGCACUCGGAUCAAGAGCUCUUGUUGGAAGCGGAUGAGAUCUUGCAGAAGGUUGGCGACUGUAACGUGGACCAGUACCUUCAGUCGCCGUCGCUGGGCUCGCUGGGCGCGCGGCGCCGCGGCGUCACCGUCGCCGCUGCCCCCGUCGCCGACGACUACACCAGCCCCUACAUGUGUCCUAUGGGUCAUUGUUUGGAGAUAGAGCCCAUGCAAGUACUGACGGCGCUGGGCGAAUUCGUCACUGUGUUCAUGCCUCCAGAGAAACAAGAACUUAACAAUAUGAUGUAA